AUGGAGGUCUAUCCGAGCGACUUUCUCAGUCAUCUCACACCGUUAUUAGUAGUAUCUGGACUAGAAACUGGGAAUUCAGAGGUAGAUAUUGCAAACAAUGAAGCAUACAAGCGAGUGGUCGAAUCACACCCAUUAACUGCUCAUGGCGAGCAGCUGGCAUCUCGUCAAGUUCCAGUCGUUGUGACACCUUUGGCAGCAGAUUUCAAGUCUCGAUUGGCUGCGAAAUCUCGGGUUGUAACCCAUUGGGAGCCUGAAUCUUUCAGGGUAAACCGUCGAGAGAUCAAUUAUCUCCUACAUAUCGAAUUCAUUGAUAGGAAAACAUUUAAACUGCUACCCACGAAAAAAGUGGUUUAUGGAUCUGACACAGAACUACCAGCAGGACAGGCUCCAAAGCAGGAGUUUGUCAAGAAAUACAAUAAUGGCGACUUGCACUCAGCAAUUAGUCCACAUAAUCCCAAUUCACAAUUGUUUCCAGAUGGAGUGUUAAGUGUAGAUUGGAUUCAGAAGUAUUUGUAUUUGGUUCCAGCAACACUUGUCAGUGUUCAUGAACUGGGCAAGAGCAUAGCCGUGGAUGAAGAUUUGGUCAGAGUUUUGAACGAGCUUAAGAUCCAAGCUCAGGAGCGUGGAAUCAAGCUACUUGUGGUUUUGUUAGUUGAAGGAGAAGUCACUGAUGCCAUUAAUGAUCGUAUUUAUAAUAUUAGAAGAAGCACAGGACUGGCAGCUAGAACAGGUUUGUUUGUAUUACCAGAAAAGAGUCAGGAGGUUGAACGGGAGACCCUGGCAGAAACAAUAUGUCAGCUGGCUUAUGCUCAGUCUCAGGAGUUUGCAACAACAAUAUCAAAAAUUCUACGAAGGAAGCGGGGUCAAAAUAACAUCCUGUCUACUAGUGAAGUAGGAAAGCUGACAAUUCCCCCGCUGCCAAAUGUUGGCUGGGAGCUAAGAUAUAAUUUCAAGCUUGCUGCUAUGGCCGAGUACAGACAAGAACUGGAAGUAGCUCUAACGUUAUAUGAAACAGCAUACGACUCGACUUUAGAAUUAUUCGAAACAUUGAGUUUAACCGGCCAGAGCUCACAGCCAGAGCUCACAGUACAAGAAAGAGAAGAUGAAGGCACUGAUAAACCGGCAGCAGAUAGAGAUACGACUCCUGAUAACGGGACGAAAACAGGUAUAUCAGCGCACAGUAGCGAGAGAUGGUGUCAGGGCAGAAUGCUAUUAGAUAUAAUCGCAUUUAAAAUCGUCAACCUCUGCUUAUUGACGGAGCAGCCAAACGUUGCAUACAAAAAGUUUUGUAUUCACUUGGAAAGUGUUGCAACCUUAAUCGAGAAACGAGGACUAUCGACAGAACGAUUUUCAUACAUAAACUGGCGAGCGCAUCAGUUUGAGCGACUGGCAGAAAUGGUCUCAUGGACCGGCAACUCUGCUAUCCCUAAAGACCAAUCAAUGGCUAAAUUAUCAACCCACAAUGAAGACUUGGGUGGUUCAGUCCUGCGAUUGCCGAGAAGCGGGUAUCUAUUUCUUCAGGCAUACGACCUCAUUAAGCAAUUGAAUGAAGGCGAACUAGCUAGAGAUGAAGAUCCUUAUUUUAGUGGCGAUUUUGACUACAAUCAAUCAUGUUUAGAACUCCUGAAACAGGCUCUAGCAGACUUAGAGGACACUACUGGCACCCGAUCGACUGGAUUGGUUUAUUCGCGACUGGCAGACCUGUACGCUAAAGCCAAGGAUUAUAAGACAGGACUUGGCUAUUACAAAAAGGCAGUGGCAAUAUACCGCAAAGAUCAAUGGCCACAGCUUUUGAUUCCUUUAUUAGAAGGAAUUGUGCUUUGUGCUGAAGAGGUUAAUAGUGUUGAUGGAGUAGCAGCAAGACUGGAGCUCAUGGCUUUAACUGAUUCUAGUACUGAUACUACUAACGAGAAAACUGUUGAUAUCUUUGGAGAAAAUACCGACCCACAACCAGUGUUCCAAUUGGGAAGAAGACAAGAAAUACGAAUGUUUGAUGCCGGAUUCGUAUUUGAGUCUUCGUCUUGUUACACGGGUAUUGGUGUCAACGCUCAAAUUACAAUAUCUCCGCUGUUCAAAUCGCCUGAUUCGGUAACAGUAAGUAGGCUUCAAGUGUUCGUGACAGGAGGAGGGUUCGAUAAUAAUCCAAUUACUCUUAUUCAUGAUGAAACAUUACCCAACUCUCAAUUGUUCAUGUUACAAAGUGACAAGAAUAGCGGUGAAACAACUAAACUCAAAGCAAACCUGUCUUUUACUAAAGAUGUGGCACGAGUUUUCCAGCUUCAUCUCGUUCCAAAACAGCUUGGAGACGUUGAAUAUGCGAGAGUCCUUGUUGAUAUCAAAUAUCCUCUUUUCGAGGUUCAACAAGAGAUUAAGCAAGGAACUGAAGAUGCCCUUAUUCCAGUUAUUCAAUGGGCUGUUGAGAAUGAGCCAAACAAAAUCGCUUAUAGACAUAUUCGUACAUCCCCUAACUCGCCUCCUCAUGGUAUGCAAGUUCAUCCUCGACCAUCGCAAGUUGUCACUACAAGUGACGCUCCAAGUUUAGCAUCCACGGGUGAGACACUGACGGUCAGAGUGUUUGUGGAAAACCAGGAAGAUGAACCUAUAUUACUUCAGGUCGAUGGAACUGCAUCCACUGAUGGAGGCAAGGCAAUCUCCCUCAAUUGGAUAAGCAGAAACAGCAGCCAGUCUGAGCCAGUCAAUAAUACAGAGAAAUCUGAAGAGGAAACUAGCGGCGAGUUCCACGAGUUAGCAGCAGCAUCAAAAUCAAGUCAAUCUUUGACGUUGCAAGUGCCCAACUCGGCUGUCAACAAUAUAUCCCUAGAAUUGUCGGUGAAAUAUUAUCUCAAAUCCGAUACCGACAAGACUACACUUAUCAAAGAUGGUGCUCUAGUAUCAAUCCCCGUUACCAAACCGUUUCGAGUCAAUUUUGAUGUCGCUCCAAGACCACAUCCAGUUCCUUGGGACAAUGUAUUUGUACCUGUCCUGUGA
Molecule: messenger RNA, 2988 nt
Organism: Sugiyamaella lignohabitans
Lineage: Eukaryota; Fungi; Ascomycota; Dipodascomycetes; Dipodascales; Trichomonascaceae
Exons: 3
Coding region: 1-2988 (995 amino acids)
Molecular function (GO): protein binding
Source: RefSeq, a predicted model, not a curated record